CGGAACCAACAAUCUUUGAACUUCCACCACCAUCACCGCCGCCAUCACCACUGCCGCCAUCACCGCCAUCACCACUACCAUCACCGUCAUCACCACCACCGUCACCGCCGCCACAACCUGAAACCCUCUUAUAUCCUGCUCCAUCAAAUGUUGUUUGGAUGAACAGGACAAUUGAUGGAGCAAUUCCCACCACAAUUUCUACCUUAUCCUUUAACAGUUUAUUGUCAGAAAUGACAUUUUUCCAUUCCCAGCCGCCUGAGACAAUUCCUGUAUACGACAAUUCUCAGAGAAUCCCUUUUUCCAAAUCUUCUCCCCGUCCUAUGAAACUGAAACUAGUAACGGGAUUGUGUUACCUUCCCAAUCCUAAUAAAGAGGAAACAGGUGGGGAGGAUGCCCAUUUUGUUUGUGAAAAUGCAAUCGGUGUAGCUGAUGGUGUCGAGGAAUGGGAUAAAUAUGGGGUCGAUUCAGGGGAAUUUGCCCGAGAAGUGAUGUUUCGAUGUGUUGCUGCAAUUCGAGAAGAGCCUAAGGGUUGUAUAGAUACAACAAGAGUUCUCCAAAAGGCUCAUGCUUUGCUGCAAGCUGAAGGGUCUUCCACAGUUUGCAUAAUAGCACUGACCGAGCGUGGUCUUCAUGCCGUAAACUUGGGAGACAGUGGUUUCAUGGUGAUUAGAGAUGAAUGCGCUGUUUUCAAAUCUCCAGCUCAACAACAUGCUUUCAACCGUACAUAUCAUUUAGCAGCCAUUGGGAAUGGUGCUGAUCUUCCUAGCUCUGCCCAGGUGUUUUCUGUUCCUGUUAUCCCGGGAGACGUUAUAAUUGCUGGCAGCGAUGGGCUGUUUGAUAAUUUGUACAGCAAUGAGAUAACCUCUGCUGCUGUGAAUGCCAUUCGAGCUGGGUUGGAUCCUGAAGCCACCGCUCAAAAGAUUGCAGCUUCUGCAAGACAGAGUGGAGAUGAUAAGAUGAGAUCAACUCCAUUCUCAACAGCUGCCCAAAAUGCCGGUUUUCGUUAUUCUGGGGGCAAGCUCGAUGACAUCACUGUCCUGGUUUCUUUUGUUAAGGAGAAUGCUCCAACGCCAUCACCAUUUGGAUACCGCUAAAGACAAGAGCUAAAGACAAAGACAAUUCUUGAUAACUGUUUCUCAUAUUGUGUCAUGUGGUUGUAUCUUGAUUUCAAUUAAUAGGGUUUUGUCAAUUUUAUUUUGUUGUAAGAACUUUGUUUUGUUUUGUUUUUCUCUUUUUCUAAAUUUAUCUUAUAAAUGUUCAUUUAUAUUCAA
This is a messenger RNA of Impatiens glandulifera, 1271 nucleotides long. RefSeq names its product probable protein phosphatase 2C 55. The record is from RefSeq and is a predicted model, not a curated record. Lineage: Eukaryota; Viridiplantae; Streptophyta; Magnoliopsida; Ericales; Balsaminaceae. The transcript has 4 exons. Bases 159 to 1094 code for a protein of 311 amino acids.